Messenger RNA from Phasianus colchicus (ring-necked pheasant), 5222 nucleotides. The record is from RefSeq and is a predicted model, not a curated record. NCBI's taxonomy places the organism in Eukaryota, Metazoa, Chordata, Aves, Galliformes, Phasianidae.
GUUGCAGCCAUGCCGGCAACCAACCAAGGCUGGCCAGAGGCGUUCGGCUUCUCUCUGGGUGGCAGCGGGCCCUGCUACGUGCUGUGGGUGCAGGAUGGCAGCAGUGCAGCAGCAGCAGGGCUGCGCCCAGGCGACGAGGUGCUGGAGCUGGAGGGGCAACCCGUCGCCUCACUGGGCUGCCCGGCGUUGCUGGCAUUAGCCCGGCGCUGCAGCUCUGUGCCCCCCAGCAUCGGCGUGCUGUCCCGGCUGCAGCGUGCCGACCUGCCCCCAGUCCCACACCUGGGCUUGCAGCUGGUGGGCGGCAGCCCCCCUCGUGUGGCCAGUGUGGCCCCUGGCUCUCCUGCUGCCACCUGCGGCAUCGCCCCUGGGGACCUGCUGCUGGAGGUGGAUGGCGUGGCUGUGCGCAGUGCCGAGGCGGCGGCCGAGCUGCUGGCAUCCUGCAGUAGGCGAGCGCUGCGGCUGGGGCUGCUGCGGCCACAGAGGGACCUCGGCCCCAGCGCUGCUGCUGUGCGCAUGGAGAGGAAGCAGAAAGCGCAGGAGUUCAGCAAAAAGGUGGAUGCCAUCCUGGGGGACCAGCCCCAGCUCAAGGAGCAGGUGUUCGCCGCGCUGAAGCACUACGCAGCCGAGCGGAGGGUGGAGUGCUUGGCCUGUGCCCUGUGCAUGCUGCUCACCCAGGAGUCCCACCAGCACCUCAUCGACAGCAUCAGGAUUUUCAUCCCCAAAAAACACCGGCAGCGCUUUGAUGAGGUGGUGUCACAGAGCCUGAUCAGCAAGCUGUGCCGCUCCAAGAGUGAACAGCACAGCAACCGCCUGCGGCGCAGCCGGAGCGAGGACCACCAGGAGCGGCUGCUCGUGUCCACCCGCGCCAGCUCUGUGCCCCGCAGCCAUGAGGAGCUCAGCAAGAGCCUGCGGAAAACCACCUCGCUCAUCACCAGCAAUGUGGCCUCGGGGGCUGCCCGCAGGACAGUGCGAGUUUAUAAAGGCAACAAAAGCUUUGGCUUCACACUGCGCGGACAUGCACCAGUGUGGAUUGAAUCCGUUCUGCCAGGGAGUCCGGCUGAGAAGGCUGCACUCAAACCUGGAGACCGAAUCCUAUUUCUUAAUGGCCUGGACAUGAGGAACUGCUCUCAUGAUAAGGUGGUGUCGAUGCUGCAGGGCAGCGGGGCGAUGCCCACCUUGGUGGUGGAAGAGGGCAUCGUCAAUUUCUCCAGCGACUCUGACUCUGCCGACUCCCCGACCAGCUCCUCUGCGCUCACCUCCCUGCAGUGGGUGGCAGAGAUCCUCCCCUCUAGCAUCAAGAUUCAAGGGAGGACCUUCAACCAGCAGCUGGAGCACCUGCUCACCCCACCCGAGCGCUAUACCAUCUGCAAAGCGCUGGAGAGCUUCUUCCAACAUCGGAACAUUGACACUCUUAUUGUGGAUGUGUACCCGGUGCUGGACACACCAGCCAAGCAAGUCAUUUGGCAGUUUAUCUACCAGCUGCUGACGUACGAAGAGCAGGAGCACUGCCAGCAAAAGAUUGCCAGGUUUCUUGGUUACAAGUCCUUGGCAGGUGAGAGGAAAGCUCCAGCUCCAGCAAGGAUGUGCCCAGGGAGUGUGUCUGAGCCCGAGGCAGAGGAGCGCUACCGCAGCUCAGUGCGAGGGGCAUCCUUGUGCAGGAGCAGCCUCCGGACCAACCGCCCUGAGGAAGGAGGGGCUGCAGGGCAGAGUGACACCGUGGAGGUCCCAGUUCGCCUGAUCCCUGGAGAGAGGCAGGCUGGCGAUGGCACGUCCCUGCCAGAGACACCCAACCCCAAAAUGAUGUCGGCUGUCUAUGCAGAACUGGAGAACCGCCUGCUGGGCAGCUUCUCCAGCAAGGUUGGCAAUGCUGCCCUGCACCACGCAUCAACCCCAGCCCCCGACCCGGCGCAUGCUGCAGGUGCCCGCAGAUCAGGGGUGCCCGUCUCAUGGCCAAGCGACCCGCUGGCCGCCCAGCAGUGCUACUACCGCCUGCACAGCAGCCUGCAGUCCCCGAGCAGCACCGAGUCCAAUCCCUACGUCAGCCUGGACAGCAGCCCGGCCCCGUCCCCCCAGCACCGGCCCUACCCGCUCAGCCCGCUGUCGCGGCGCAAGAAGCUCUUCACCUUCUCCAGGCCGCCACGCAGCCGCGACACCGACCGCUUCCUGGACGCUCUCAGUGAGCAGCUGGGACACCGUGUCACCAUCGUGGAUGAUUUCCUCACCCCUGAGAAUGACUACGAGGAGAUGAGCUUCCACGAUGACCAGGGCAGCUAUGUCACCAACGAUGUCAGCAGCAGCGAGUACAUCAGCAGCAGUGAUGAGGGCAGCUCCCUCACCUACUCCACGCUGUCGGACCACAUCCCCCCACCUCCGCUCAGCCCCCCGCCCCCACCACCCCCCCUGCAGUUCCAUGACCCCCAACCUGUCCCUGCCAAGGCCGAGCCCCCCAAGGCCAGCACCUCUCCUGCCCCCAAGCCCCUGGUGGGUCACCUGCACCCUGUUCCGCCUCCGCCGCCCCCCCCGCCACCCCCACCUGUGCCCUGUGCUCCCCCCCUGCACCGGGGGCUUCUGCACCGCCGGAGUGAGACCAACCACAUGAGUGUCAAGAGGCUGCGGUGGGAGCAGGUGGAGAACUCGGAGGGGACCAUCUGGGGACAGCUCGGGGAGGACUCGGACUAUGACAAGCUGAGUGACAUGGUCAAAUACCUCGACCUGGAGCUUCAUUUUGGGACGCAGAAGCCAACCAAGCCAACUUUCAUGCCUGAAACAUUUAAAAAGAAAGACGUGGUCGAAAUUUUGUCCCACAAAAAGGCCUACAACACAUCCAUCCUGAUCGCCCACCUGAAGCUCUCACACAUGGAACUGCGUCAGAUCCUCAUGACGAUGGAGACGGACCGCCUGGAGCCUUCCCACAUCAAGCAGCUCCUGCUGUAUGCCCCGGAUGGGGAGGAGGUGCAGCGCUUCCAGAGCUACAAGGAGAACCCUGGCAAGCUGAGCGAGCCUGACCAGUUCGUGCUGCAGAUGCUGUCAGUACCAGAGUACAAGAUCCGACUGCGCAGCCUUCACUUUAAGACCACUCUGCAGGAGAAGACAGAGGAGAUCAAAGCGAGCUAUGAAUGUAUUUGCAAGGCCUCUCUGGAGCUGAAAAGCAGCAAGAAGCUGGCAAAGAUCCUGGAGUUUGUGCUGGCCAUGGGAAACUACCUGAACAACGGGCAGCCCAAGACCAGCAAAACGACAGGCUUCAAAAUCAACUUCCUCACAGAGCUGAACACAACCAAGACCGUUGAUGGGAAAUCCACCUUCCUGCACAUCCUUGCCAAAUCUCUCAGCCAACACUUCCCAGAGCUUCUGGGCUUUGCCAAGGAUCUUCCCACAGUGCCGCUUGCUGCCAAAGUGAACCAGAGAACACUGACGGCCGACCUGAAGGACCUUCACACCACUGUCACCGACAUCCAGAUGGCCUGCCACAGCAUGCCAGCCACCGCCGAGGACCGGUUCGCCAUCGUGAUGACCUCCUUCCUGGAGAGCGCGCAGCCCGCCAUGCGCUCACUGGACGACCUGCAGCACAGGGCCAUGGAGGAGUUCAGCAAGGUGCUGUCUUUCUUUGGAGAAGACUCCAAAAUGACAACCUCAGAAGCUUUCUUUGGCAUUUUUGCAGAAUUCAUGAGCAAGUUUGAGCGGGCGCUCACAGAUGUGCAGGUUGGAGACAGCCAGCGCAGCCCCAGGAUGACAUCCCCCCUUGCCUGGUGACAACAUGAGGUGCAAGGAUUCAUUGCCAAUGAAGUGCAAUUUGCUCCCAUUGAGUUUGGUUGUAAAUAGGCUGCUGCCACCUGCUACCGUCAAGCAGAACCGCAGGGGCUGGGGCAGCCUGGAUGCUGAGCACACACAUGUGAAUGGCUGCAGGUGAAGAUGGGGCUGAGGCACUGGUACACAAAGGGAAACACUGUGUUGUUUUGAUGGCAUCCUUCCUAGCAUCCUUCAUUUCCAGUGUAUCGCAGAAUCAAGGACUACAGACACAUCUGGGUGAAACCCCGCUGCCCUGUGCUCCCAUGGCACACAGUCCUGGUGCCAGUGCUCACUGGAGCCCUGUCACUCAUCCCCACGGCCAUGUUCUGUGUGGUUGUGCAAGGUCCCAGCCUCUCAUGCAGGAUGUGUCCCCAGUGUUUCCCUUGCAUAUGCAGAGCCCUGAUGCCAGGUGCCCGAGCUGGAAGCACCAGGGUUGGGCACAUUGUGCAGCAAUGCUGAGGCAAUAGGAAGAAAUGAGACCUUGCAGAACCCCACUGGCACAAUAUGUGGUCUUAAAUGAAGAUCCAGGCUGGUUUUGCCCAGCUGCUCAGGGGAGCAAGAAAAGCCCCACAGCCCUUCCUGGCUAGCAGCUUUGCAUAAGAGUUUGUCAAUGACUGAGAAAUCUUCCCAAUAAUCUAAUAUCAUCAGCACUAGACUUAACCGAACUCACCAGGAGUCAGGGAUCCCUGAGCAUUUUGGUGCCUCCUUGGAAAGCACAAAAUCUUUGGUAGCUUAAAAAUGAACGGGAGCCCUCUGAUGCCCUGGUCCUGCCCUGAGAGCAGCAGAGAGCAGCCAGAAUGCACCCCGUGCCUUCUGGAACCCGCUCCCAGAGCUUGGGGAUGUACAACGACUUGAGCAGUCCAUGCAGGCCGUAUCAGGGGCCUGAUGCACACCCAUCCUGCAGCAGCGGCUGUUUGUUAUAAUCAAGGCAAUUCCCCGCGAGACGUCCCGGGACAAAGGGCUAGCAGCACCCUGCAGUCCAUGCACGUGCCUCCAGACCACGCAGCGCCCGCGAGCUUUGCGGCACAGCAGCGCAGUGCGUUAGCAUAGCGAGGCACUGCUCAGUGCACAGUGCUGCCACUGCUGUGCACAUCCCACCCACCUGAGCCCCCCACUCGCUGACGCCUAGGUGACCCCCCCAUGCCGAUGCCAGAGUGAGAGCUCUCACUGUGCUGAAAUACACAACUACCAACCGGUGCAUUAUUUAUGGGAGACCUUAUAACCAUCAGAUCUUCUGUUUUCAGUAUUUUUUUUAACCCUUCUCCCCACGUGUUUUGGUUUAUAACAGCUGUAAGUGCCAGGCAGUUCCCAGCCUUGUGCUGUCAGAGCUCUUCUCUCCCCCAGUAAUGGUGCAGUGCAAUGCGCACCCAGCUCCACUUUACGUUUUGGAUGUUCUCACUGCAUUCAGGUUUUGGUGUUUUGUUUUUUGUUGUUGU